ACACGCGCCUGAGAAAUAUACCCGCGAAGCGCGCACUUGAUUGCCAUUUAACUAGUUGCUAAUCACUCUUCGACGCGAGUGGACCACAACGCUCACAAAACAAAAAAACUUUGAAAAAGUUUUAAAAUUAAAAAAAAAGUUUUUGUGAAAAAUAAAAAUGGAAAAUCAGAACUAUUCCAAAACUUAUCGAGUUAAAGAAAAAACUUCGAUUGUGAAUUUUUAUGAAGAUAAGCAUGUGUUGAUAACAGGAUCAACUGGGUUUAUGGGUAAGGUGCUUGUGGAGAAGAUUCUGAGGUCCUGUCCGAAAGUUGCGGCGGUUUAUUUGUUGGUAAGGUCGAAAAAAGGGAAGGAAUCACAGGAGAGAAUUGAAGAGUUGACAAAAAUUCCAUUAUUCGACAAAAUUCGUAAACAAUCAAACGCUGCAUCUCUCCUCGACAAGCUUCACGCAAUCAAUGGCGAUCUACUCAAAGCCAACCUGGACCUAUCCAAUGACGAUCUACAACUUCUCCAAGAUAAAGUAAACAUCGUCUUUCACAUGGCCGCCAAUGUGCGCUUCGACCAGUCACUCAAAAGCGCCCUGUAUCAGAACACAGGCGGGACUUUAGCUAUGCUCAAACUCGCAGAAAGCUUCAAAAGUCUUCAGGCGUUCGUACAUGUAUCAACAUCUUACUGCCACUGCGAUCAGAAGAUAUUGGAGGAGAAGGUUUAUGAAGUACCACAUAACCCCAGAAAAAUGUUGGAUUUGGUUUCCUGGCUGGAUGAAGACCUCAUAAAACUGCUCACACCGCAAUUACUACAAAACGCACCGAAUACUUAUUCGUACACAAAGUGUUUAACCGAACAACUCGUCACGGAAUAUUCGAAGAAGAUACCAGCGUCAAUUGCACGCCCAUCAAUUGUUAUAGGAUGCCUCAAAGAACCUAUCCCCGGAUGGAUAGACAAUUUCAACGGCCCUGUGGGUCUAUUAAUCGGAGCAGGCAAAGGUGUAAUACGUACAAUGCAUGGAAAUCCAAAUCUCACCGCGGAUUUGGUUCCAGUGGACACGACAAUCCGAGGAUUGUUGUUAAUCAGCAAGGAGACACAUGAAAGAAGUUUAAACAUAAACACACAAAUGGAUACGAUUAAUACAGGACCAUUGGUUGUAAAUUUAACAUCAGGAAAAGAUAAUCAACUGACUUGGGGUGAUUUAAUCGCGUUAUCAAAGAAACACUUCCUUGAAAACCCUUUCUCGAUUUGUCUAUGGUAUCCAGGAGGCAGUAUAAAGACAAAUUACUUCUUGCACGUGAUUUGUGUGUUUCUAUUUCACGUUAUACCAGCUUAUCUGGUUGAUUUUGUUAUGAUUUUGAUGCGAAACAAACCAUUCCUGGUCCGUACACAGAAAAGAAUCCAAGGAGGUCUUGAAAUUCUCCAGUAUUACACCCGCCGGCCGUGGCACUUUCGCAAUGAUAAGAUAAAAGCGCUUACUGCGAAUUUGAAUGAUGAAGAACGCAAAAUCUUCGGCGUUGAUUACAUGGAAAUCGACUGGGAAACGUAUAUACUUAAUAUGGUGCAUGGUGCACGUUUAUAUUGCAUGAAAGAAUCACCGGAUACUUUACCACAAGCACGUAGAUUAUUAAAAAAAUUAUACUAUUUAAAUCUGUUGAAGACUAUCCUUCUAGUCGGUUUCGUAGUGUAUCUACUCUGGACUAUCGCUCCGUUUAUCAGUGAAACAACAACAACUUUGCUAUCGUUGAAUAUUUAGUUUCGCAUUUCGCAUGAAAUCACACGAAAUUCACUAACAGUACACAUCGCGCCAUCUAGCGCUGGCACAUGUUACCCUAUAUUUAAAUUAACAUUAUUGUACACUAAAAACACAUAGAAAUAUAAUUUAUACUAUAAAUUGUUUUAUAAAAUGUAAUAAAGUUUAAUAAUUUUACGUA
Molecule: messenger RNA, 1919 nt
Organism: Dalotia coriaria
Lineage: Eukaryota; Metazoa; Arthropoda; Insecta; Coleoptera; Staphylinidae
Product: putative fatty acyl-CoA reductase CG5065
Exons: 8
Coding region: 158-1741 (527 amino acids)
Biological process (GO): long-chain fatty-acyl-CoA metabolic process
Cellular component (GO): peroxisome
Molecular function (GO): alcohol-forming very long-chain fatty acyl-CoA reductase (NADP+) activity
Source: RefSeq, a predicted model, not a curated record